CUCAUUGUGUAGAGCGCCACGAGUGAGUAAUGUUGUAAAGAAAGGUGACAGUUUUGAGCCAUGUCCGAUCUUAGCAGUUUAAGUGUUGAUGCAGUUAAGGCUUUUAUGCUUUCUAAGGGUGGUAAAGUGACAAAUCAUGAGUUAGUGAAACAUUUCAAAACUGUUUUGACACAUCCUGGAACAAGAGAUGAAGCUCGAAUCAAAUUUAAAGAAAUAGUUAAUACUCUGGCAACAAUCACAAAAGAUUCAGAGGGUGGAAAGCAGCUGGUACUCCGUAAAAAAUACCGCAAUGGUGGUGAACCAAGCCUCACCUUACCUACCGAUCUUAACCUUCAGUAUACGCCGGUGUACCAGUCCCCCACUACCGAAUACCCGGAGAUGAGCAGGAGGGCUUCUCAGGAUUCUCUAUUUGCUUCCAUAACAUUUCGGUCUCCUCUUACAUCUCCACUGACUCCAUCGCUUCCAGGCACUCCAUUGUCAGACGUCUUCUUGCCAUCCCCCGCCUUCUUGGGUGCCCCAUCAACACCCAUCAGUUCCUCGGCUCCUUCUGUUCCUCCAACAACGCCUGUCGAUAUUCCUGCAAUGCAGUCGUCUCCCUUCCGAACUCCUCCAGCAACUCCUAGAGAUCCCCCUGCUCCAGUAUCCUACCCACAGGAUACCCCAACUGCUGAUCCACCGCCUGUACCGCCCCGCAGAAGGAGCUCUGAACUUAAGCUGCAACAGCAUUUGGAGGAAGUUAAUUCAGAAAACAAGGAAAACGUAGAAGACGGUAAGAUCAGUGUGAAAGAAAGGAGUCAGAAGUUCGAUCGCAUGGCAUCUGAAGGAGCACUUCAUAAAGCGGCGAUCCAUAACAAGAAAAGACAGGAAAAGGCUGACAAAGAUGAAGAAGAUGGAGUCACACUGUUCGACACCAAAUCAAGAGAAUGGAUUGUAAGAUGUGCACAAGGAGAUUACCAAGCAAUUGCAAAACUAGCUGGCGAUAACCCAAAGCUUGUAAAAUUCAAGACUGCUCUUCAUUGGGCCGCCAAACACGGUAAUGAAGACCUGAUAAAGCUCAUUGCUGGAACACACAACGCCGACGUCAAUGCAAGAACGAAUGGGGGGUAUACAGCGCUGCACAUAGCCAUGCAAUUCGGUCAUGAGGAUGUUUACAGCCUUUUAACAGAUGUAUAUGGUGCUGAUGGAAAUCUUCGUGAUUGGAGUGGAAAGAAACCAAGGCAGUACCAGACGCAUAAAGGCACUUCUGUUUCUGCUGAUACGUUCCGAAAAAUCAAAGCAAGAAAAAAACAUGCAGAGAAAGACCUUGGUUUCUUGAGGAUUGGUUCUCUCAACGUGAGAGUGAAGAGGACGACUGAGGCCUUUAGUAAUUUCUUGGGUGUUGGAAGCAAUGAUAAAAUUCAUAAACAUUGGGGCUCAGCUGACAAUUUACCACAGGGUGAUGGCAAAAAGAUGCCCCCUCCUAAAUUUGCUCCUAUUAAGAAGCGUAAAUCAAAAAGAGCUAUUGACUUCUCACCCAGGGGUAGCAUUGCUAGUGAAGGAAAACCCAUGGAAGCACAGGAUUCUGAUUCAGAUGCUGGAUUUGGUUCAACAUGGCAGUCCACUGUUUGAAAUCAUAUUAAUAAUAUUUCAAGUUUUAAAAAAGCCAUUGUGGUACUUGAAAAGAAGAAAAUAUGGAGAACAAGUUGUGUCAUGAUGUUAUUAUUUAUUUAUAAUGGUGCUGGCAUUACAUUUUUACUUGAAUUAUUUAUUAAUGAAUCCCCUUUGAAUAUUUAUAUUCAUUGCUCUAGUGCCAAUUGACAUUGACAAUGUAGGUUUAUUAUUUUAUUUUUGUGAGUUAAUGAUUUUAUUUAAUGAUACCUGAAAUGGUAAUGCAGACAAUCUCAGCUAUUUUUAAUAAACUUAGUGUUUAUAUUUUUUAUGUUGACUUGAGUAUUUUAUGAAUACAUCUAUGACUCAGACAAUUGUUAAUUUAAACAUGUCCAAAGCUUUGAAAUAAAGAUCUGAAAUAGGAUUUUACUUAUUAAUUACUGUCGUCCUAAGUACUAACUUUUAAGUGUUUGCUUAUAAUAUCAAUUAAUAAAAUAAAAUGAUAAAUGUAAAGUAGAAUAAAUGAAAAUGUUGACAUUUUGGUGGUUUUUAUUAAAUUAUUGUGUUACUUUUAUAUUUAUUUUUGUGAACAAGCAGAUAUUCUUUAUUUAAGACACACAUAGACUCAUUUUAUUUUAGUGAUAUUUAUUGAAUUUUUAUUUAUUUAUUUAUUUUUGUAGAAACAUCAUUCUAAGUGAUUGGUAAGAAUUACAAACAAGUAAAUUCAUUUGCUCAAAUUAAUGUUUUUAAUGCUGCCUGAAAACUUAACAUUAAUGUGAAAAGAAUAAACGUAUUCCUAAUAAUUAAUCUCACACUAGUGUUAUUGUUAUUAAAAAGCCUAUGUUACUUAUUUGUGUUUAUUUCCCUUUCUUCAUUCUCUUUUCCUUUUUAUCAAUGUUUUCUGAUGAUUGUUUGAAUUCUGAAUCAUCUAUGUUAUCAUAUAUGAUAAAAUAUCAAAACUUUAGUAUUUUUAAUAUAGUGUAAUGUAAUUGAUCCAUAAAUAUAUUAUUUGAUAAGAUGUUGAACCAUUGUUUUUAUUUUGUUUAAUAGCUCUUAAAAUAAGCAAUUUAUCUACAUUUAUAAUUUUAUAUAUUGGAUAAAAAAAUACACGGCACUUCACCCUCGAGCCCAUUCAUCUAAUUGCUAGAAACUAAUCUAGGAAUCUCAUGCAGGCUGCUUUUAGUAAAGAGACCAGGGCUAAUCAAUUAGAAAAUUUAGAAAAAUCCAAACUUUAAUUGAUGUUUGUUAUAGAAAGUUUAAAGCUAAUUUAAAUUACUUUUGAUUUUCGGUAGCUGUGCUAGACCAGUGGUUUUUCAAAUAUUUUGGCCAUCUGCACAAUAAUAUUAUUAAAUGAAAUUGUUCGCACCCUUAUUAUUAUUUUGUUUAUUAUAUAUUUAUUUUUUGAUUAAUGUAAUAAUAAAUUAUGAAGUAAAAUAAAAUAAUUACAUAACCAAAAAUAUGAUUAUAAUGAAAACCUAUAUUAUGUUUUACUUAUUUAUUUAAUUUAAUGCUUCAAUUUUAAAGUUAUUUAAUUACUUAAAAAUUUUGUGGCACUCAGUUAGACAACUGCUGGCACUAAAAGGUUGUCUCUUAUGAAGUAUCUAGACCAUGAUGAUGUAGAGAUGGUUGACCAUGAUAUAAUAUGAGAAGGAGUUGAUCAGAGGGAGGGGAGGGGGGUGCGCUCAAAUAAAUACUAAAUUAUAGAAAUAGUAUUAUUUAAUUAUUAUGCCGACGUUAGGUGCCACAUCCCAUGCCCUGUUGAAGACCUGCAAGGUGGGUCGAAACGUCGGCAUAAUAAUUAAAUAAUACUAUUUCUAAAAUUUAUUAUUUAUUUCAGCGCAUCCCCCAAUCAACUCCUUUUCAUAUCAAGACCCUAGUUGGGAAACCUGCAGCCUCCAAUAAUUUAUUCUGUAUAUGUGGCCUUUAUAUAUCUAAUGCUAGAAUUAAUUAAUAUGUUAUUAUUUAGGUUACAAAAAUUUAAAAAUUAAUAGAAUUAAGUUGAAAUAUGGCAGUGUGUGUGUUUUUUUUUUUUAAGCAUGAAUAAAAUAUCAAUUUUU
Molecule: messenger RNA, 3644 nt
Organism: Nezara viridula (southern green stink bug)
Lineage: Eukaryota; Metazoa; Arthropoda; Insecta; Hemiptera; Pentatomidae
Source: the annotation of a GenBank genome assembly